Messenger RNA from Chara braunii, 1882 nucleotides. The record is from the annotation of a GenBank genome assembly. Lineage: Eukaryota; Viridiplantae; Streptophyta; Charophyceae; Charales; Characeae.
UGUGGAAUUGUUGUUCAUUGUGCGCUGUCAACAUGGUGACCCUUAGAUCCGGAACCGUUACCACCCCCUACAGCAAAGAGCAGGAGGAGAGAGCUGCCGCCCUUCUGCGUGAGAAGAAAGAGAAGAUGGAGAAGAGGGAACUAAUCAGACAGGCUAAGCUGUUGGCGCUGCUGGAGGAGCAGGAAGCAAAGAAGAGGCAGAUGGAGGAGGAGAUGGAAAGAUGGAAGAAGGAUCAGGAGGAGAAGAUGGCAGCUAUUCAGGCGGAAGAACAAGAAGAAAAAGAAGAAGUGGAGAAAGAAGAAGAAAGACCGCUAGAGAGGAGAAGAGGAGGGGGAAGCACAAGUAAAGACGUGGAGAUUGCGGAAAGAGCACAGGAAUGGGCAGCGCAUUUGGAGUUAGGGGAAGACCAGGAGGCUGAGAUGGCUGUAUCCGAGGAAGAAAGAGAAGCAGUCAGGAGGCAAAUUGAAGCAGAGAGGGAUCCAGUAAAGAGAGGGGCGAAGGAGGAGGAACAGCGGAUGGCGUGGAGAUACCGGUUAUCCCAAGAAAGGGUCAGGCGAUUGGAAGCGGCAGAGAGGGCGGACAAGGAACUAAGAGCGGCGGAAGUUAGGAUGGGGAAGAUCCGAGCGGAGACUGAGCUAGCAACCAAGCUAGAUACGCUGAUCCAAAGUGUAGAGGCUUUAUUAGUGGCACAGCUGGAACAAAUGCAGUACGAACGCAGUCAAGACAUCAAUAUAGACGCGAUACGCGCGGGGUUCAAGGACUUUGCGUGCGACAUGAUGAAACACCUGCUGACCGAAGUGCACAUUGCAAUUAAUAAGACCCGAGAGUUUUGUACUGGCGCCAUUGAAGGCGCCAAGCUAGCGGCCCCUAAGGAAGAGGAGUCGGCCCCACCACGUCGCGAGAAAGUCAAGGUCCGAUUUCCCGAACCCUUUAGUGGAAAGAAGGGUGAAGAUUUUGAUAACUGGGAGGCCAACGUGCACUCCUAUCUCUAUCUGCAGGGAGUCACGCCUGAAGACCACACUUUGGUGGCCUUCCAGGCCCUUAGAGACGAAGCGACUAGCUUUGCUAGGUCGCUAGCCCGCGCUGCCAACUGCGAUAACGAUAUGGUUACAUACUCCAGAUUGACACCCCUCUUCGACUCCCUGAAAGCCCUCAAGGAGCGAUUUUCUGAUGUCACGCGGGGCCUUAAGGCCUCAGACAAACUCCAAAUGAUCCACACUCGCCAGUGGAAGAGUGUGCAUGCGUUAAAGUCCGCUAUGGACGAACUGAUUGCGGUCCCUGGGCAUGGAGUCACUGAUGUGCAACUCCUUAACCUCUUCUACCGAGCCCUGCCUGAAAAUAUUCAAGGACAUUUCUUCGAGAAGAAGAAUCAGCAGGGCAUGACUUACGAUACACUUAGUCGGGAGGCAGUUGCAUUUGCCGCCCAAGCGUCGCCAGUUACCACGUUCUGGCACAAGGAUCUGUCUAAGGGAAAAACGUGGAAGGGACGCACCAUCUCAGGCCAAAUCAAGGCCAAAGAUAGUCUGAUCUUAACGAUGGAGGAAGGUGGUGCAGAGGAGGUUCCCUACUCUGACAUCGAGUGGGGACUAGAGGAGGAGGAUAACAACGCAGGCAAGGGGAGAACCUAGGCUGCUAUCGCGGCUGGAGGGAGGCCGCAAGGAGGACAACGGUCCGGCCCAAAUGGUCGGGCCCAGGGUGGCCGAGGGCAGGGCGGCGAGGGGGUUGGCGGUUAUGGCAGCCGCCAAGCGGGAGGAAGGGGAGGUCCCCCGUCUAACCGUCCGAGUUCUAGUCGGUCACCCCCCAGACAGGGAAGGUGGCAUCCAGGCCGGCCUGAAGGCCGACCUUGGUUAGACCUGGGUAUAGAUAAAAAGGUAUGGCAAGA